AAAAAUGAAUAUACGUUAUGCCUACUGUGAUAUAGUCCAUUUUAUAGAAAUUAAUUAAAUACAAAAAAAAAAUCAAAAUACCGCACCCUUUUUUGGCCCCAAGGUCAAAGUACCAUAAGAUGGCGGCUAUUCGGGGUCUUGGAAAGACAAUGGUGUGAUAAUGCCAAAGCUGCUAGAAAACAGGCGAUUUGUGCCGUGAUUGAAGUAUUGAGUGAAAAAAUCUUUUUGAAAAUGUGUUUAAUUCAUUUGGAAAUUUAUUCUUAACGUAAGUUAAUGGCUAAAUGUGGGGUAGUUUUGACUUUCUUAUACCUAGCACUUGAUGGAUUAAUCUACCCCCAAAUUCUCAAAACUCCACCAGAGUUGGUGUUGGUUUUGAAUGGAUACCGUGUUGAAUUGAGAGCAUGUGCUAAUGCCUAGUGCAUUUUUGUCACUUUCAUCUUCGAUGGCAUCGAGAAAAUCCAAUGCAUACAACACUAAAGGUAGCAAUGAGAAGUAUUGGACAGCAAUAUUUGAUUAUGAAGCCAAAAGAGAGGAUGAGUUGACAUUAAGGAAAGGUUGUCAGGUGGAGGUCCUGUCCUAUGAUUCCCACAUUUCAGGGGAUGAGGGAUGGUGGACGGGACGGGUGGGAAACAGUGUUGGUAUUUUCCCCAGUAACUUUGUCACCAACAACCUCAAUUUUAGUUUCCCAGAGGAAAAAGUUAUUCCAGAUAGACCAUUUGAAAUUGAUUUUAAUGAAUUACAGCUGGAAGAAGUUAUUGGCAUUGGAGGAUUUGGCAAAGUUUAUAGGGGUCUGUGGAAAGGAGAAGAAGUUGCUGUGAAAGCUGCUAGACAUGACCCCGAUGAACCCGUUAGUGCAACAAUUGAAAGUGUCAGACAAGAAGCCAAAGUAUUUUGGUUGUUAAAUCACAUAAAUAUUGCUUCAUUAAAGGGAGUGUGUUUAAAGGAACCCAAUUUAUGUCUUGUGAUAGAAUAUGCAGCGGGUGGAUCAUUAAAUCGUGUUUUAUGUGGUCGAAGAAUUCCUCCUGAAAUUUUAGUGCAAUGGGCCAUUCAGAUUGCUAGGGGUAUGCACUACCUGCACGAAGAAUCUCCGAUACCUUUGGUACACCGUGAUCUGAAGUCAAGCAAUAUCUUAUUAAAAGAGAAGAUUGAAAAUGAUAACCUAGAAAAUAAAACCCUCAAGAUCACUGACUUUGGAUUGGCACGUGAGGUCUCCAAGACAACCAGGAUGAGUGCUGCAGGGACUUAUGCAUGGAUGGCCCCUGAGGUCAUAAAAACCUCCACCUAUUCCAAAAACAGUGAUGUCUGGAGUUAUGGUGUGGUACUGUGGGAGCUACUGACAGGAGAGACCCCCUAUAAGGGGAUAGAUGCCUUGGGUGUGGCUUAUGGAGUAGCCGUCAACAAACUGACCCUCCCAAUACCCUCCACGUGUCCAGGACUUUUUGCUCAUCUCAUGUCUGAUUGUUGGCACCAGGAGUCUCACCAGAGACCCACUUUCGCUGAAAUCCUACGUCGAUUGGAUGAAAUUUCCACCUCCCCUUUUAUGACCACCCCUCAGGAAAGCUUCCACACCAUGCAGGAGGACUGGAGGUUGGAAAUUGAGGAAAUGUUUAAUGAACUUAGGAGUAAAGAAAAGGAGCUGAGGAGUAGGGAGGAAGAACUGACAAAGGAAGCCCUGAAACAGAAGAAGGUGGAGGAGUUUUUGUAUAAGAGGGAGCAGGAGUUAAAGGAGAGGGAGAUUGAGCUGGUGGAAAGGGAACUCAAUAUAAUGAUCCUACAACAAAUCAUGGGCAACCCCAAACCCAGGACCAGGAAGGGAAAAUUUAAAAAGAGCCGCCUCAAACUGCUCAAGUCUGGUGGCUCUUCUAUCAGUGAACCUUCUGACUUUCGACACAACAUUACUGUGAAACAUGAAGUUCCAAUCUCAAAUCACAAUCCAUCAAGUCCUGAUAGUCCACCUCAGUCUCCAACAUAUACUCCAUCACGGCUGAGGGCGAUAGCAUAUCCAGCAGAUGGGGUGAAAGGUCGCACUUGGGGACCAAGUACAGUAAAAAAUGAACGGCACCAAAGAACAUCAGUCAUUUUUGCAGAUGGGCGCUGGUCUAAAAGUGCUCCAAACUUAGAACGAUCUCUGAAGAAUUUAGGACAUUCCAACACAGGAGCUCUGAACUCUCUAUAUGGUGAUGAAAACGACUGGCCAACAGAUUUAUCAGAAGUCAAGAACAGGAACAUUCCAUACUGCAGUGCCGAUUUUUCAAGAUAUGUAAAAAAGUCAGAAAGUAAAACAGAGAGUGCUCUGUUCAAUAUGACAGCCAUGUUAGUAGGAAUUGUGACCGGUUGUGAUAUUAAAACUCUUGGCCCUCUCAUACCCAAGGAGGAGGCAAAGAAUCGUAGAAAGCGGGAUUCGUAUAUCAUGAACCGCAGGGACGCAUACAACGCAGCAGUGCGCGAUUCUUUUCUAGACAGUGAGGACUUCGUUUCGAGUCGGUUCAGUUCCCCAUCAGGGUACCCCCACCAUACAUACCAUGGCUAUCAAGUGCGACAAAGACCUGCUUUAAAUUUGGAUGUGCCAAUCAGAUUUACAGAGGAGCAGAAUAUUCCAAAUUAUUCUCAGACUUCCUCUACUUAUCAAUCUACAAGUACCAUAGAUUCAGAUGUGACAGUUCAACGAAGAUCUCUGUAUGACAGUAAUGCCAGUACACUAGUAUCAAGCUCUCCGAGUCAUAACACACUAAAAAGACAGUCAUCUGACAGCAGUACUAGUAAUUAUGAUACCCCCCGUACAUCCAGGAACCUUCACAGACACUCGGUCACUUUUGAAGAUGAAUACCCCAGCAACUACAAAUCAUAUAACACUCAGAACAAACAGUCUCCCCCAAAUACCUCAAACUUCUUCCAUGAUCAGGACUCGCACAGUCACCUCAUCCAGCCAGAGGUCAGUAAUCCCUGGGGUAAUGGAGCCCCACCCAGGCCCCCACCAUAUGUCAGUGAUACACCACCCCCAGUUGUACCCAGGGAUUAUCAUUCUCGGCAACAGGAGGAUUCAGAACCACCUCCCCCCAUACCCCCGAGGAGGAAGUUUAACAAUCUUAAUGGGGACACCCAUGCAGAGAGACCAAAGACUUUAGACAUGGGACCUCGUAAUAGACCUCGCCUUCCACCCCCUCCCCCAAUCCCCACCCCUCAAAGAAAUGACCCUCAAGACUCCCCUACUCAGUGGUUGGAAAAAAGUGAAAGUUUGGACACGCCUUAUUAUUCCACCCGGUCCAGCUUAUCCCCUGGGCAUACACCCCCUCAUAUCACUCACCACACUACCUUGCUGGACAUUGAUGUGGAUGGACAAAGUAAUGACAGCACAAAACCCCUUAUACGGCAGAAUGCAAAACAUAUCUUUGAAUUCGGUCAGGAAAUGUUGUAUUAAAAGGAUGUUAUUUUGAUGAGGACACAAAAAUUAUGACCUUUUUUACUGGAACAUUACAAAAUCAAGACUUUUCCAUGGGGAAUACUAAAUUGCAAAAACGUAGGGUUUUCAAUUCAAUGUUUUGAUACAAAGUCUCAUUGAGAGAAAGUGUAUACAAAUAUGUAGUGCAUUUAUUAUGAAAAUUACACAAAUGGAUGUAUGAGUAUGUUCAAAACAUAAUGUAUUUAGAAUUUGGAAAAGUUUUGUCUCUGUUGUAUUUUAGUAUUUGUAAAUAUGAAAUAGUUUUAAAAUAUGAUAUUUUUACCUUUUUUUAUUUAUCAAAUGUUUGUGUGUGUGCACCUUCCAUUUUGUUGUGUUUUGUUUAUUGAAAGUUUUAUAUCCAUUAAAUUAUAUAUAGAAAGUAUAGAAUCUAUGGUAGUUGGUAAGUCUGAAUUGUGAUAUAUAUAUAUGAUAUAUAUACAUAUAUAUAUAUAUUUAAAAUCCACGAGUUUUCUAACACACAUAGACACUAAGUGUUUGAAGGAUUUAGAUAUAUUUCAUAGCGAAUGAUCAUAAACUCUAGAGGCAAAAUUUAUUUGCCAAUUAAAAUUUAGAAUAUUUUAAAUUAGUAAUUUUUUUUUUUAUAAAGAACGUAGGUAACUAUCCAGAUAUAAUUGUGCCAUGGGAAUUUUAGGAAUAUUUUUACAAUAUAUGCCAGAGGAAUGUGGUUAGACACAUACACUCCUAGUGAUAGGUAGGACUGAUUAUUUGUAAGGUUGAAUGUUGAAGUAUGGAAUGAACCUGAAUCUGUAAGUGACUGUUGAAUGAUGAGGAAAAAGAUACAUUAAAGUAUUAAAACCAUAAAAAUCAUUAUAUGCAAACGAAAUCUGAAAUACGCAGAAAUGCCAAAAAUAAUGUUUUAAAUACUACGUAAGCAUUUGGUUAUGUUGAAAGCAAUAUUUUGUUUUUGUGUAAAUACUUGGCCAAAAAAAUUGUGCAAUUGAAAUGUAAAACAAAAUUAGAAUGAAAAAAAUAUGUGUGAUAAAUUUAUAAAAGAAAAAAAUCUAUGAUUAAAAGUUUAUGGCAAACAAGACUAAAAACUGUUGAUGAGUCUGAUAUUGUGAUCUUUUUUUUUUUUUAUUACACAUAUAUACCAAAGUGCCAUUUCUCUUAAUCAAGGAUACAUGCUACAAACCAAACUUUUGAAAUACAUAGAUAAGUAUUUAUUUUUCGCUGAUAAAAAUGUAUACCUUUGGUGAAAAUUAGGGUUUUAUGAUUUUUUUUCUACACAUUGAUAUGUUUUUUCAUCUGUUAUUGUAAUUUCAAUACAUUAAGAGAUGCUAUUUAUUUCAUGCAGACAUGCAUUCAUUGAUAAAUAUAUUGGGAAAAGUUUGUAGCCUGUAUCCUUAGAGAGACAUUUCAUUCUUGGAAAUUUUUAGGGUACAUAAAUACAUUUUAUAGGUAUAUGAAAUAUCUAUAUUAUGUAAUACAUAUUUUGUUAAAAAAAAUUAUAUGGAUGUAUGAAAGUUUUAAGCAGCCCACUUAUCAGCAAAGAUUUUUCGUACAUAGCCAAUGUUUUAUAAAAAUAGAUGUCUUGAUAAAUCUGUUCAGUUUGCUUAUGUAUAUAAAAUGGUUUUAGUAAAAGAACAUUGAUGAAGAUGUAUAUAUAAUUCUGUUAUAUCUUUCAUUUUAUAGUCAUCAUCAGUCACACUCAUAAAUUCUUCAUCAAAAGGAAACUGCAAGGGAUAGAUUUUUGGUUAUUAAACACUUUCUUAUUCUGUUCUCUUUUGGCAUAUUACAAUAAAAAUGUGCUCUUCAGAACAGCAAAAGGUAACAUUUUUUGCCUACAAUUUACAUUUUCUCACUGAAAAAUAGAAUGGUAGUAAAAAACAAUAUUGGUAAGGGAGAAAGUUAUUCUAAUGUGUAGUUAAAUUGCAGGCCAGUUACAUAUUUAGUUUUCUACAAAGUGAACUCAGAAAACUUUCUGACUCUUUAUAAUAGGUUUGUCUUGUUGCAUUGUUGACUACUUUUUCAACUAUUUUUUCUAUCAACAAAUGUACAUUUAUUUAACUCUGUGCAACCAUUGUGAUGUGUCAUAUCAUCAAUUCAAUCUUCAAUCAAUUGCAAUAUAUGAUCUUCUUGUGUAGUAGAUUUAUGCAAGACUUUUUUCUAUCUGUAGCAAAUCUUAUUUCUUUGCAAUUCAUUCACAGCAAGUGUAUCUGAAGACUACCAAAUUUGUUUGCAUUGGGAAAGUUCCAGAUCAAUGAGAAAAUCUCUGCAUCAUCAAUCAGAACUUCUUAUUUGAUUUAUAAGAACAAUUUGUACCACAUGCUCUCCCCAUUUUUAUAUGCACAAAGAAUUUGAAUCAAAAGUGUUGGAACAUUUUCAGUAAAAUGAUAAUUGUUUUGUAAAUUUUAUUGAUGUACCAUAUUUUGCACAUCGAACUUUGCUUUACUUAAAAAUCAUAUUGACGCUAAAGGUAUCGAGAAGUUAUAUAUAGUUUGCAAAGAGUGUACAGGGCAUUUCAAUGACUACCUCGAUGACAAUUUUAAUACUUGUUAACAAUAAAUUUGGUUAAAAAUAAUACUGAAUGAAACAUUUAAAAAGGUUGAAUUACACGUGGAACUGAUCCUGCAAUCAACAGACUGGUAGCUACAACUGCAUCACAUCAGACCAAUGACAUAGAGUACAUUUGUUUGUCUCAAAAAUCUGAACAAUGUAUUGUAUGAUAUAUAAAAUAUACUAUAUAUUUGACAAGUAAAAAAAUAAUAUGGAGAA
This is a messenger RNA of Ostrea edulis (European flat oyster), 6175 nucleotides long. Its product is annotated as mitogen-activated protein kinase kinase kinase 11-like. Gene Ontology annotation, molecular function: ATP binding; protein binding; JUN kinase kinase kinase activity. Gene Ontology annotation, biological process: protein phosphorylation. The coding region runs from base 410 to 3418 and encodes 1002 amino acids. Lineage: Eukaryota; Metazoa; Mollusca; Bivalvia; Ostreida; Ostreidae. The record is from RefSeq and is a predicted model, not a curated record. The transcript has 8 exons.